This is a messenger RNA of Racocetra persica, 501 nucleotides long. The record is from the annotation of a GenBank genome assembly. NCBI's taxonomy places the organism in Eukaryota, Fungi, Glomeromycota, Glomeromycetes, Diversisporales, Gigasporaceae.
AUGCACGAUUUUAAACAAAACAUUCAAAAUAAUUCCUCUCUUACUAUAAUAAACAACGGUUUUCAAAACUCUCAAUCAGUUUCUCAACCUUUACAAACUCUUACUUUACUUCAAACGAACGGUGCUUCUUCUCAACUAAACAUCUUGAACAUUUAUAACUCUAAACCAUGUCACCCAUGUCAUUCGUGUCAUGAUAAUUAUUUUGACCAAACGGUUCCUUCCAAGACACAACAACAACCAUGGUUGACAAAUCAAUAUAUAAAUUCGGUUACGAAUCAUGAUAAUAUCGCUUCAGGAGAUUUUGAUUUAUUUGAAAUACCUCAAGGUGAACAAGAUAAAACCACUGAUUUUCAAAUGGGUGAAUAUAUGCGUUCCGAUAUUCAGAAUACAUCUUCGCCUCUUACUCCUUUGGACUCAACUAAUCUUUGUGGUGUAGAAGAUACUUCCUCUGGAAUGUAUUCGCUUGGCAUUAACAAUAUUCACGAAUCAAUUAUGAAUGAG